AUGGCGACUGGCAAGCAGCCGCUUCCCAACGCUCCCAGAAAGAGAGCUCAACGACUUGUGAUCAACGCAUCGCAUGUCGCUGCAACGCAUACAUACCUCGCGUUCACCGCAUUUGGUCUUACCCUGUUUCUAGGAUCCGCGCUGCAUCACAAAAAAAUCGUCAAGAAUGGGGUCGCUGGAUACCCAGGACUGAAUGGUUUCCAUCCGUCUCAGCCACAUACUCAUAGCUCUGACGUCUGGUCGGUCGAAGUUACUUCAUUUGCCCGCGCAUCGUCCUUGUAUCUUUGCAGUAUUUCCUCACAAGAUCACCAAACACCAAUUGGCCAGGCUUUUUGUUUGCUGUGGGUAUUAUUCGGACACUGGCGUGUGGUGGUUGGGUGUUUAUCACGUCCUAACGAUGAUCAUGAUGUGCAUGAUGUUCUUAUGAUCGCGUAUAUCCUGUGCAACGUACCAUGGAUGUGGGGAGGCGUUUUAUGUACUCCAGUUGGACACCGUAAAAGCGCGUCGGCGUUCUUCGUGUCAAUCAUACCCAUGAUUUACUUCUUCAUUCAGCACAAGAUACACAGGAUCCCUGGAGCAUAUACCCGCUAUUCGUUUUUCGAGUGGUCUUUGAUCUUGCUUGAUGUUCUAUUUGACUCUAUCGCGGAGCUUGACUUCAAAGACUCCAAUUUGCAGAGAACGCAGCCUGCACUUACGCUCUCUCCAGAUGCACGAGCUGCCUUGGGUCUCAUCUCGGACGUGUACUUAUCGUAUUUGUUCUGGUCCAUCUUCACUUCCCUUCUCACCACGCUGUUCUAUUUCUCGGUCUGGGAACUUGCACUUUCGGGUUCAGAGUUAUCUUUGCUUGUUCUGCUCUCCCCCGUGCUUUUGGGCAUUAGGCCAUUGCACAGUUGGGCGCUUACGCGCAGUGGUCAGGUCACGUUAAGGGCGGUGGCAAUUUUGACGGGCUUGGGAUCUUAUGCUUUGAACAGUCCCCUGCAUAGGUUGUUUGUAGUCAACUUUGCGAAUGUGGUGCUCUUGAUAGGACAGACCGCGGAUUGGUCAGCUGGGAAGGAUGGGUAUCAGGGUUUGCUCCUCGGUCUAGGACUUGUAUCACUCUCUUUAGCGAAACACGCGAAUCACUCGACAAAUCCUGUAUGGCCGAUGCUCAACGAAGAGUCUGGAGGAUACAACAAAACGGGAAUUUUCCUAGCACUUUUCGCGCUAUACGAACUCGCCACUCGCCCGUCCGUCGUUCCAGAGACCCAAAAGGAAGAAAAACAAAAAAGCAGCUCGAAAGGCAACAGCAAGGUAUCCUCGGACGGAUGGCUUGUCGCCUCCAUCGCGCUCGGCAGCAUGAUCUUCACGCUCCAUUGCUUCCUCAUAGACCCCAGUACUAUCAUUGCAUGGUCCUGGACAGGGUACAAAGAUGGCCAACCCAAAGGCCCUCUCCCACAUCUCCAUGGCUCUCUCACUUUGAUCGCGCAGGCUGUAGGUCUCGCGAUGUCCACAGUCCUUCCUGGAUGCUGGCUUAGCUCUCCAUUAUGUGCAUUUGUGAUGUACCGCUUUAGGGACUGGACGGGCUUCGUUGGUGGGCUGAACCUGGCCGUGUUUGUCAUGUCAAAUAAGGCUGGGAGGACUUAUUUCACGGCAUUCUUCGUCACGGUCCUACUCAUUCUUGCCGAUGUGUGGACGGUAGCCUACGCGUUUGUGCCAGGGGGUACGUACUUGCGUGAGCGCUCGGACUUAAAAAGAACUGUACCCAACACCGUUCCGAGCUCAGCGGGCUUCCUUGCUCGCCAUCUCCUCACCCUGUUCUCGCUUUCUGCUGUUCUUGUUACAAUAUACCGUUGGGCUCCCAUUGGACCAAUACCGUAUAAAUCUGGCACGGGAUUAUUUAACGCUGGGAUAUGGACGGUACAUUUUGGUAUCGAUAAUAUCGGGCACGACAGCCAGAGGCUGAUCCGAGAUCUCAAUAUGGAACUUGACGUGAUUGGCCUUCUUGAGACUGAUCUGCAUCGACCGGUGUAUGGAAAUCGCGACUUAACGCGACUUGCUCUCGAAGACCUCGGAUAUUAUGUCGACUUGGGUCCAGGACCUAACAUGCACACGUGGGGUGCUGCUCUACUCUCCAAGUUCCCUAUUGUUCACUCGCAGCACCACCUCCUGCCCUCACCGCAUGGCGAGCUUGCACCGGCAAUCGAGGCUGUGCUCGAUGUGUAUGGGACAGAGGUGACUGUAGUCGUAUCACAUAAUGGGCAAGAGCAAGACCCGCUGGACCGUGAAUUGCAGAGCGAAGAGCUCGCACGCAUCAUGGCGAAGUCGUAUCCUCGCCCUGUUAUCUUCCUUGGAUACGUGGUCACGAAACCACACGCCAGCAGACCGGCACCCUACGAGAUUUUGGUACACGAUGGUAUCGUACAUGAUAUCGACCCGGAAGACUGGGAUCGCUGGUGCGAGUAUAUAUUGUAUAGGGGACUUUACCGGACUGCGUAUGCCCGCGUUUCACGAGGCAUCGUUACCGAUACAGAACUGCAGAUCGGGCAGUUUGUCGUGCCCCGACAUGGAUUCCAGCUUGUGAACCAGACACUCGAAGAUCGAAUGCUAAGGUCAUGGAAGGAGAAUCUUCCCGAGGACCAUUGGUUCCCGAUGGAAUACUACGGCAACGAGAAUGAGGGAGGUGUGAAAGGGCAUUAUUACCACGUGUUCAACACUCCGCUGUAUUAUAAGCUCCCCGAGGGUGCCCAGGUGUAG
This is a messenger RNA of Suillus paluster, 2733 nucleotides long. RefSeq lists its product as uncharacterized. The record is from RefSeq and is a predicted model, not a curated record. The transcript has 22 exons. Gene Ontology annotation, cellular component: endoplasmic reticulum. Lineage: Eukaryota; Fungi; Basidiomycota; Agaricomycetes; Boletales; Suillaceae. Gene Ontology annotation, biological process: fungal-type cell wall organization; GPI anchor biosynthetic process. The coding region runs from base 1 to 2733 and encodes 910 amino acids.